This is a messenger RNA of Cucurbita maxima (winter squash), 1476 nucleotides long. RefSeq names its product transcription factor PIF7-like. The transcript has 6 exons. Gene Ontology annotation, cellular component: nucleus. NCBI's taxonomy places the organism in Eukaryota, Viridiplantae, Streptophyta, Magnoliopsida, Cucurbitales, Cucurbitaceae. Gene Ontology annotation, molecular function: protein dimerization activity. The record is from RefSeq and is a predicted model, not a curated record. The coding region runs from base 320 to 1333 and encodes 337 amino acids.
UUAGCACGUGCUGGCACCCACCUGUUACAUAUUUUCCCUUGCAUAAACACCCCCUCGUGGGAAAGAAGGGUUGAGAAGAAGUUGAGUGGUCCAUUGAUUGGAACCCAAAGCUGAGAGAGACUUAAAUUCCCUUACAAUAUUCUUUCUGCUAUCUUGGUUUCAUACUGUGACAUCUCUCUAUCAUGUAACCAUUAUAAACAUAGCUCACGACACACAGAGCAGCAAGAGCAAGAGAAGGGAGCCUCAGAGUGGCUUCACCCUCAACCUCCUGAUAGCCUAGCUUCUUCUGUCAAUAGCAAAACAGUACAUAUUAUUUAGCAUGAACCAGUGGAUAGUCCCAAAAUGGAACCAACCACAACAACAUGAAGAUGUUAGCAGAUCUUCCCAUGUCCAUUUUCCCCACAAGAACACUACUUUCAGCCACAAUCUUGUCCCCAUGGCAAAGUAUGAAGCAGUGGAGAGGACAUGGGAGAAUGGAGAUCAAGAAGCAGCAGUGGACGGCCAUGGGGAGGUGCUUCUUCAAAUGGCUUCAACAAAGCACUCAUGGGGCCAAUCCGAAGACACCCUCGAGUCCAUAGUCCAUAGUUCACUGUUGAGGAAACGGACACGAUCCAACCCAGAAGGCAAAGAUGAAACUUUUAUGAGUGGAGCUUUUUUAGAAUCUCAUAGGAGCUUCAAAGCCAAAAAUUCCAUUGAAGACUUAGCUCCAGAUGAUGGCUCGGAGGACGAACAUAACACGAAGAGGAAAACAAGUGGGAGCUGUUCAAUUAGACGAACUCAGUCUGAGAGAAGACGAAGAGAUCGGAUAAACCAGAAGUUAAAAGAUCUACAAAAGUUGGUGCCAAAUAGGAGUAAGACUGAUAGAGCUUCACUUUUGGACGACACGAUUCAAUAUUUGAAGCAACUUAAAGCACAAGUUCAGUUCAUGUGCAGCAUUAGAUCAGAUGUGCCACAGAUGAUCGUACCUCUAGGAAUGCAGCAGCAGCAGCAGCAGCAGCUUCAAGUGUCACUGCUUGCAGCUCGUAUGGGACUGCUUGACACUGCUUCAAUGGCUUCCAGUUCCAGUUCCUUCCCUUGUGCUGCUGCAUGUUCUCCGACUCUACUGCCUUCCAUCAUCUCAUCAACAAAGCCAAAAUCUAAACUUUCCACCGCUGCUUUCGUCCCUCCAACCGAUCCUUUCUGCACUUUUCUGGCACAAUCAAUGGAUAUGGAUUUGUACAGUAAAAUGGUGACGCUAUAUUGCCAAGAAGUGAACAGGACACCUCGGCAGACAAGCAGAUUAAUGGAAUCACAAUUUGUAGAAGGGAUCGAGGAGGAUAUGCAUCAGAGCUAGCCAGAAUAAGCUCCACCAUUUGGUUGACUCCAACAAACACUAGUUUAGUUGAAUACUUAGAUAUGCCUCAGUUCAACCAAAUGUUCAAGGCUUUCUCUAGUAAUUUUGGUCGAUGGAAUGGCACAUUCUAUUGUUCUUGUAUU